AAAAAAUGUAAUACUGUUUGACAACUAACCUAGAAAUUUAGUCUUAAAACAAAUGUUAUAUAUAAAUAAAUAAUACGAGAAACACAAACACCUAAUUAUGAGUAAUGUGUAUAUUUUGGAACCUCCAACCAGUGGGAAGGUGUUGUUGAAAACUACUGUUGGUGAUAUAGAUGUGGAAUUGUGGACAAAGGAAGCCCCAAAAACAUGCAGAAACUUCAUUCAAUUAUGCUUAGAAGGUUACUACAAUGGCACAAUAUUCCACAGAAUUGUUAAAGGUUUCAUCGCACAGGGGGGUGAUCCAAAUGGAGAUGGUACUGGAGGUGAAUCAAUAUAUGGUGGCACAUUCAAAGAUGAAUUCCAUCAAAGGCUUAGAUUUGCAAGAAGAGGUCUUUUGGCUAUGGCCAAUGCAGGACCUGAUGACAAUGCAUCUCAGUUCUUUUUCACAUUGGCUGCAACUCCAGAGCUGCAAAACAAACACACAAUAUUUGGAAAGGUUACUGGAGAGACUGUCUUCAACAUGCUGAAGCUUGAGGAGGGUUUGAUUGAAGAUGAAAGACCAGCUUAUCCUUACAAGAUAAUUAAGACUGAGGUUCUGAACAAUCCCUUUACUGACAUAGAACCUAGGAUCCUUGAAUCAGCGACGAAGGAGAAGAAGAAAAAGAAAGUUAGAACGCCCGGUGUGAAGAACUUCAAGUUACUAUCGUUUGGGGCUGAAGCUGAGGAGGAUGAGGAGGAGACCAGUAGGGUCAAUGAAAAGUUCUCCGGGAAAGGCAAAUCGACACACGAUGUAUUAGAUGAUCCCAAGUUGAGUUCGGAAACGGUGACCGACGAUUCAUCCAAAAAGGCCGAGGCUGAGAAAACUGUAGCUAAGAAAGAUGAUGAGAAUGAUGAAGAUGAGGAUUCCGAUGAUCCGGAAGAGCGUGCCAGACGCUUGGAGAGUAUUAGGAAUAAGCUGAAGACCGGUAAAGCUGUUAAGAAGAGGAAACCCAUUGUGGAUAUUUCUGCGCGAGAUGAUUGGGAUGAUGAACACGUCGAUGAGAAGAAGAAGAAAUACGAUGAGAUUAAGAAAGAAAUUGAAUCUGUCAAACGGGAUUACCACAAGAACAAGUUAAGGAAGAAGGACGAGGAAGAAAAGACAGAAGAGGAGCAGAAGAGCAAAGAGGCUGCUGGGUUUAAAGAAUACAAUGAUUUACUGGGUAUGUAUAAAAGUAAAAAGAGCGAAAUUCCAAGGAAGGGUGUGAAUAAUGAAGAAUUCACUUUGAACUUGCUGUCGAAGUUCAGGAAUAAACUGCGCGCUACAAAAGAAUCUAAGCAGGAAGAGGAGGAGGAAAAGGAACAAGCAGAAAAGGCGGAGCAAGAGGUAGACGACGUCGAGAAGGAUAAGAAUUGCUUCGUUCAUAAAUUGCGUUGUGAGGAGGUCGAGCCGGUAUUGGCUAAAGAUGCCAACACGAAAGACGACGAUUGGUUCGAGAUAUACGAUCCUAGGAAUCCGUUAAACAAAAGGAGGCGUGGCGCGACAUCAAAACCAGCCACAGAUUCCUCCAGCAAAUAGUGUACGAUUCAGAAUGCAAAAUUACAAUAUCAUAUUUAAACAAAUAAUAAGAUUUUCGAAUGAA
Nicrophorus vespilloides is the source of this 1616-nucleotide messenger RNA. Its product is annotated as peptidyl-prolyl cis-trans isomerase CWC27 homolog. NCBI's taxonomy places the organism in Eukaryota, Metazoa, Arthropoda, Insecta, Coleoptera, Silphidae. Bases 98 to 1552 code for a protein of 484 amino acids. The record is from RefSeq and is a predicted model, not a curated record. The transcript is spliced from 6 exons. Gene Ontology annotation, cellular component: catalytic step 2 spliceosome. Gene Ontology annotation, molecular function: peptidyl-prolyl cis-trans isomerase activity. Gene Ontology annotation, biological process: protein folding; protein peptidyl-prolyl isomerization.